UUCUCUCCGGGCUUACAGCUGAUGCAGCCGUCGCUUUCCCGCUCUUCGGACUUGACGGAGGUUUCGCCCAAAACACUCUGUGUGACCUUAUUCCUCUGCGGUUGUGAUUGUUUUUCUUUCAUCAAGAAACAUCACUUGUUGGUAAUUUGUCAAAUUCAAGGAAUAGCCCCCCCGAGAAGCGGUCGCGGGCAGGCGCAGACGCCGAGGGCGAGCAUUUUGGCAAAUUAAAGACAGGGGCUGUUGAUUGGCCUCAUUCCCAAGACUUUUAAGCUCAGAACGGCUGUUCUUCACCUUGGAAGGACAUUUUAUCCAUAGUCGUAGUAAUGGCGGCUGAAGUGCGAAUGGUGCUUUAUGAAGAUGAUUCAGUGCAAGUACAAUAUGUUGAUGGUUCCAGACUGCAGCUUUCUCCCUGUGGCUCUGAAUUUUUAUUUGAAAAGGCACCUCCUGUUUCAGCACAUCCUUUGGAACAACCAGAAAGAAUUCGCCAAAGGACACACUUUGUUAUUAGCACUUACCGAGAGCAAUUACAGCGAGCACUAGAUUUUCGAAACUCUUCUGCUACUUGCCCUUUUUUAUCUGACAGCAUCAUACCUUCUGAAAAAAAAAAGCGUAUCUUCAUUGACGUCUCAGAAGUGAGAUGGCCCAGUCUUGAUACUGAUGAUGGCGUGAUACGUAUGCAGAGUGGCACCGUGAAGAUAUCAUCUUUAGACGGUCACGCGUACCUUUGCCUGCCCAAAUCUCAGCAAGAAUUUACAGUACAAUUUUUGUGUAAAGUAAGCCAGAAACCAGACUCAUCUAGAGUAUUGUCAGAAAAAAAUAAUCAAGCCAAAAAGGACAAACCAGUUGAGAAAGCAGGCAAAAUCUGUACUUAUGGAAAUUUAUCAGGACAGAGACUGAAGAAUAAAGAAAAUGAACUUCAUUGUCAGAUCUUGAAACCCAGAGAUCCUUUAGAGAAGAAGAGUUGUGUAAAUGGAACUAAAGGGAGGGAGGAGCUGCCCUCGUCUGGUACAAAAUACACAUGUGUGUACACGUGGGUAAAGCAGUGCUGGUCUGUGGCCUCCUGUCCAGAGGAAUGGAAAUACCCUUUGUCUUUAGCACUUCGUUUUCAUAAUAAAAUCAGCAAUAUGUCUAGAAUUGAUGUAAAUAUCACUCAGAGUGGAAUUUUAACUUCUGAUGUUUCAGAGGAAAGAGGAAAAGAGGUUUCUGUUCUUCCCAGAGCCCUGUUACUCAGCUGUCCUGCCCCACACCUGCACAGGUGGAAUUUUUGUGAUUCGCUUUCACAGAGACAGUCUGAGGAAGAAGAAUAUUCCUAUCCUGAACCAGUGAAAGUGGUUUGGUACCAGGGUAUUACAUAUAGACUUACCCAUAAAAAUGUGAACUCAAUAGAGAUUUAUCCUGGAGAUGGAUCUAUUUUCAAAUCAGAAGGAGCAUAUUUUGGGAAUUAUUUUACAUAUUAUUCCAUUCAAGAAGGAUCAGAAGAGAGAGAAGAGAAAACAUAUUCAGUAAAUAACCUUCCUCCAGAUAGACCAGGAAGUCUGUUCUCUGUGCGUUCUCUAAUUAAACAGGCAACCAGAAUUCUUCAACAUUGUGCCAAGAUGAGGCUUUCUUUAAGCCAUAACUAUCGUGUAUGCUGCUGGAAAAUGGUACCUGGGAUAAAUGAUAGCAAUAUACUGCCUGUGCUUUUGAGAGAAUCUCUCAUACCCAGCGUGGGAAGAUUUCUUGCAUACUCCGAUGACAAAGUACAUGCUAUCUUUUUAGAUGGCGUUACUCUAACCCUAAAUUGGAAUUUUGCCUCUUUUACUGAAAAGGGACAGGUAAAUCGAGGCCUCCAGUUAGGUUGGUGUAAGUUAACUUUUCCUGAUGGACAAGAUCAGUUAAUUCAAGUUGAACACCCUGGACCUUAUGAAAGAUAUGUGGCAGCAGUAAUAUUGUGGUGCAGAAGACUGGCGCAGACUAGUCAGAGAGAGCAGCCCAGACGUCCCUCAUCUUCUAUUCUUGAAGAAAAUUGGUCUGUGGCGUCUGAACUUGAAAAGAUACAGAAGUUUAACUUGUUAUUGGAGAAUAGUGGUAUCCUAAACCAGACUGCUAAGAAGACAAAUGAACAGUCUUCUGAUCAGUAUGAACCAAAAUCUUCAGAAACCGUGCUAGAAGUUAAUGAAAACAGAGUAUUGGCAGCAUUGAAAAAAACCUCUGAAAUCCUUCAGGAUAUUGACUGUCUUCUAUCAAACUCUAAAAAGUGAAAAUGGAAUUAUUACAAUAUAUUAUUAAACCUUAAGGAUGUUGUUUCAAGUAACUGGUACAAAGUUACUAGUAAGCCAAGAAGUUGUAUAUAUUACUUCUGUACAAUGAUUAUAUGAUAAAUGGCAUUUAACUUGGGAGAUCUUUUACCUAACUUGUAAA
Equus quagga is the source of this 2400-nucleotide messenger RNA. RefSeq names its product chromosome 9 C5orf34 homolog (gene C9H5orf34). Bases 324 to 2240 code for a protein of 638 amino acids. Lineage: Eukaryota; Metazoa; Chordata; Mammalia; Perissodactyla; Equidae. The record is from RefSeq and is a predicted model, not a curated record. The transcript is spliced from 13 exons.